UAUUUUGCACUCAACUCUAAAGCCCUUUGAUAUACUCUUUUGCAUAUUCCUUCUAUAUCUCCGACUCUGCUCCUCGGCUCUCGCUCUCUGUGCGAUCGAAAAGAUUCUCUGAGCGUCUGUGGUUUUUGCUGAAACCGCGAAGAUGAGCCGUCAUCCUUCUGUGAAAUGGGCCCAGAGGUCUGAUCAGGUUUUCAUUACUAUAGACUUGCCUGAUGCCCAGGAUGUGAAGCUUAAACUAGAGCCUGAAGGAAAAUUUUUCUUCUCUGCUACCAGUGGAGCAGAAAAGAUACCGUAUGAAGUUGACGUAGAUCUGUAUGACAAAGUUGAUGUAAAUGAGAGCAAGGCUAACAUUGGCUUGAGAAAUAUAUGCUACCUAGUGAAAAAGGCUGAGAACAAGUGGUGGAGCAGAUUGCUGAAGCAGCAGGGGAGACCUCCUAUUUUCUUGAAAGUUGAUUGGGAUAAAUGGGUUGAUGAAGAUGAGGAGCCGGAAAAAAAACCUGGAACUGAUAUGGACUUUGGCGACUUUGAUUUUUCUAAGCUGAAUAUGGGUGGUGGUGAAGGCUUGGACGCUGGUGCUGCUGGCAGGGAUUAUGAAGAAGACGAGAGUGACACAGAGGAGGAAAAUAUUGAACAAGCACCACCUGCUGGUGGUGAGCCUGAUGCAAAAGCUUCUCUUGGUGGUGAAUCUGGUGGCGAGCCUGAUGCAAAAGCUUGAAGCUUUGGGUCCGAUGUGGUUGGCUAACCCUAUUUUGCCACUUAGUUUAAUGUUUUGACCUACAAAUGGUGAAUGUUUUGCUUCACAUAUCUUGCCUUUUUUACUUUUGCUUGGAGGGAUGAGGUGGUAUUAGUUUUAACUCGGUGUUGGUGAGCUUUACGUUCCUGGUUUACGACUCUACACAUAUAUGUUAGUCUUCUUUGUUGACAA
Corylus avellana is the source of this 925-nucleotide messenger RNA. RefSeq names its product co-chaperone protein p23-1. Gene Ontology annotation, cellular component: cytosol; nucleus. Gene Ontology annotation, biological process: protein folding; chaperone-mediated protein complex assembly. The record is from RefSeq and is a predicted model, not a curated record. Lineage: Eukaryota; Viridiplantae; Streptophyta; Magnoliopsida; Fagales; Betulaceae. Gene Ontology annotation, molecular function: protein-folding chaperone binding; Hsp90 protein binding.